AUGGGUCUGUCAAACUUUCUCUCGAAGAUCUCUAUCUAUUUCGACAGCCGUUACAAACUUCCAGUUCAUGUUGUUGAACUAUGUCUGGUUACAAUAGUCAUCAUUUUAUCCGUCGUCCGAGCUGCUAUGGGAAUGCCUCAACGAGCACAUAUCAUGGGGAUUGCUAUUGGGGUCAAAUCGUCUAUCUUCAUUCUCUACCAACUCCUCACGGAACACACCCAAAAGUUUUCGAGGUGGGCCAGCAAAAAGACAAACCUCAUUCUUAACUGUAUCGACUGCCCAUUCUGGGGUGCGAUGAUGUUCCUGUUAUUCCAAGCCAACAUUACAAGAGUGUGUACUGGAACUUCUUGCGUUAUUAGCUGGGUCAUGGCAGCAUUGUCAAUUGCUCUAUUUCUGCUCUCUCACUGGGUUGCUUUCGAAUCUUAUUUCGAAUACAAGAACCAAGGUAGGAAAACCGCAUUGGACACAAGCGACAGCAGUGCCUAUGAAGUGAUGGAAACUGGUGGCAAUGGCAACAGGCCUGUGGGCCCACGCGACCCUCCUCGGUACUAG
This is a messenger RNA of Annulohypoxylon maeteangense, 552 nucleotides long. RefSeq lists its product as uncharacterized. The record is from RefSeq and is a predicted model, not a curated record. The transcript has 3 exons. Lineage: Eukaryota; Fungi; Ascomycota; Sordariomycetes; Xylariales; Hypoxylaceae. The coding region runs from base 1 to 552 and encodes 183 amino acids.